Plasmodium berghei ANKA is the source of this 12615-nucleotide messenger RNA. RefSeq names its product conserved Plasmodium protein, unknown function. NCBI's taxonomy places the organism in Eukaryota, Apicomplexa, Aconoidasida, Haemosporida, Plasmodiidae. The record is from RefSeq and is a predicted model, not a curated record. The transcript is spliced from 5 exons. Bases 1 to 12615 code for a protein of 4204 amino acids.
AUGUAUGUUAACAAAGUUUUGGAAAUAAAUAUCAAUGAUAUUAUUCACGACAUUAAUGUAUUUUACAAAAACAAUAAAAUAAAUGAUUCCUCAGGCCAACUUGAAAUAAUAAAUACAAAAAAUUAUUUUUGUAAAAAAUCAAUAUCAAAAUAUGAUGGCACAUUUGUUAUACAUUUAGAAAAAGUUAUUUUGAUAUGCAUUCAACAACUGGAAAAAUGGAAUUUCUUCAAAUAUGAAAAUCCCUUAAUUGGCACCAAUAAAAUCGAUAAAUGCGUGUGUGUGCCCAAUUUAAACUUGAUAAUUUUGCAAAAAUCCAAUCAAAUAUUUGUAGAAGAAUUUCAAACAGUUUUUAUUAACAAUAAAAUAAAUGAGCUGAAGUUGCAAAGACGAAAUAGCAUAUCAGUUCCAUCCAUUUUCUUUUUUGUUUUCGAAAAUCGUCUGUAUAUUCUUGACAAAAAUUCCCAAUUAUGGCAAGUGAAUGUCAAAGAUUGUCUAAACCCCUCUCGUCAAAUGGAAAUUGUGAAAACCUUUGAACUUCCAAAAAAUAUUAAUGAAAUAUAUUUCAAAAUUGAAAAAAAAAAAAAUUUCAUUAUUUCAUAUGUAAAUGAAAAAGAGAAAUGUAUCUAUAUAAUUAUAUAUAAUAUAAAAACGAACAUUUCACAAAAAAAUAAAUUAUUUAUACCUGAUUAUAUAAAUUUUGAAAAAGGAAUAAAAAAUAUUACAUCAGUAUCUCUGAACCAAAACUAUUUUAUUAUAUUUUUUAAUUCAAAUGAAUUAUUCAUAUAUAGAAGAAAUGAAAAACAACAAAAUAAUAUGAAUAACAUACACACUGAAAUAACAAAAUCUCAAAAUAAUGACAGUUACAUAACUUGUAAUUUUCAUAAAUUUUUAGGAGAAAAACAAUGUAGUCAAAUAAAAUAUUUUAACAAUAAAAGUUUACAAGAAAUUGAAAAAUAUACACUAGAAUAUAUUAAUAAAAAAUCAAAAAUAUCAUCUAUAUCUAUAAAUGAUGAUAACAGUUUAUUCUUAAUUUAUAGUGCAAAUUUUUUAGAAAAAAAUACACAAAAUAAAUUAAAUAAUAAUAAAUAUACAUCUAUAUUUCAAAAAUUUACAGAUGAAAUAUACCAAUAUUAUCAAAAAUUCGAAAAUUAUUCUUUUUCAAAAAUGUAUGGUUCAGAUAAUAUAAAUUCUAGUAACUUAUUAUAUGAUAUAAGUCACAACUUAUACAAAAGAAAUAAUAUGCAUGCAACUUUAGUAAAUAUAGAUAAUAAUCCAAAAAAUAAUUUAAAUACAUUAUUAUAUAAAAAUUAUAUUUCAACAAAAAUAAAUCCAUUUGGAAAUGAUAUAACUAGCGAUAAUACACAUUUCAAUUAUGUUACACAUCUAUACCGUGAUACAAUAAAAAAAUUAACAAAAAAUUUUAAUAAUAUAAAUGAACAAAAGGAAUUAAAUGAUAAUGAAAAAAUUAAAGAACUUUUAAAAUAUAGUAGAUAUUUAAAUAUUCACGAAAUAAAUCAAAAUAAAAUAAAAGCAAUAAAUAAAGAAUUUUAUGAUGAUAAUAAAAUAGAAAAAGAAUUUUUAUAUAUGGGUUUUUUAAAAGAUUUAACAAACAAUAAAAAAUAUAAUUUUCCUUUAGAAUCUUAUAAUAAUAUAUAUUUGUGUAAAACUGAUCAAUAUUAUUUAAUUUUACAAAAUUCCGAACAAAAUUUUAAUUUAAUAUUAUAUAAAUUUAAAUUUCUAAAUAAACAAGAAUUAUUAUUACACCUUUUUUUUUAUAGUUAUUAUGAUGCAGUACUAAAAUCAGAAUUAUUUUUAUUCAAUAUACUUCAUCAAUUUUUUAUUUAUUCAAUUUAUGAUUAUAGUGGCCGAUAUUUGGAUUCUUCUUUCCUCGAUUAUCAGUGCCUUUUCAAAAUACGAAAUGUGUUCGAUUUCCUUGGACGGGCAGUUAUAUAUGAUCCGUUUCUAGUUCGAAAUAGCUCCGAGAAAAUUGAUAAAUUGUUAAGUUUAAAGGAUAAUGCAUAUAAUUCUGGCCCGUCGAUAUUAACAAAUAUGAACCAUGGAGAAGAAAAUAAUAAUUAUGAUUAUUUUUUUUAUACAUUUUCAAAAGAAGAUCAAAUAAAUUAUUCUUCUAAAUAUAUAAAUAAAUAUCACAUUAUUGAAAAAAUAAAAUUAACUCAAUCAGAUAUACACAUCGAUAUUGAUAUUCAAUUAAAUAAAUUAAAAAAUGUUUUAUUUAGUGCACUUAGAUUAAUAUAUUAUAUAUUAAAAGAAAAUGAAAAUUAUGAUGACAUUUCUGAUUGUUCAGAUAAAAAUGAACUAGAUGAGCAUUUAUUUAUAAACACUAUUAUACAAACUAAUUUGAAAAUCUCAAAACCUUAUAAAAACCAAAAUGAUGGUGAAGAUUCUGAUCAAAGUAGUGAACUUAGCCAAGUUAUCAAUUCUGAUAGAAGUUCUAGUUGGAGCGAUAAUGAUAAACAAGAAAAAGAAGAAAAUAAGAAAAAGGAAUAUUUAUUUGAUCUUGAUUACAAAGCGUUUGAAUCAACUAUUGAAAUAAUAAAAACAAAUGAAGAUAUGAAAAAUGUAUUGUUAAAAUAUAAAAUAGAAUUAUUAAGACAAAUAUAUAAAUAUAAAGUAUUUAAAUAUAUAAUAAAAUUGCUAAAACGGGAAAGGUAUCAUAAAAGUUGUUAUUAUAUAAAUAAAGAACAUAUAAAAAAUGGUAAACUAGCCAAAUGUGCUUCAACUAUUAUUAAUAACAAUAAAAAUAACUUCCCAGAUUUAUUAUCUAUGUUUAAAACGAAUGACAAAGGAAAUGAGCAAAAUGUUCGUGAAGAAAGCGUUUCGAAUUAUAGUCAUUCAUUUUCUGAACAUGAAUGCAAUUAUAAAAACGGGAAUUUUCAUGAUGUAAUAAAUUCUGAUAAAAAAAACACAAAUAUCUAUCUUAUUAACUGGACUAAAUUUAAAUAUGAUUAUACUCCAUUCGAUAUUGUCAAAUAUUUUUUAAUAAAUAAGAAUUAUAUUUUAACUAAAAUUUUUUAUAAAUAUUUUAAAUCUUAUAUAGAUAAUAAUUGGCAACAUAUUUUUUAUUAUAUUCCACUAAAUACUAAAAUUGAGGAUUUUUUUUUUCUUUUACCUCGUAUUAAAAAAGUAAAUAUAUUAUCAAACAAAUCGAAUACUUUUGAAAAUGUUUUACCUCAAAUAAAUACAUCACAAAAACAUUUAAAUAAAAACCCAGAACCAUAUAAUGAAGAAAAUCACGAAAAUUCUAAGAUGUCAUAUAAUGAAGAAAUAUUAAAAUCGCAAAACAGCAAAAAAGACAAACAUAAUGCUACAUUCAAAUACAAGCCUUUACCAUUUGAGGAAAAAGAAUAUGAUAUAAAUGUGGAGCCAAAAAAUAUGUAUGAAAUAUAUUGCUCAGAAAAUGAAUUUUUUGAAUUUUUUAUAAUUCGAUGCAUAAAAAUAAUAACAGAAACACAUUUAAUUCGAAGUAGAUUACUAAUGUUUGUUUAUAUUUCAAUUAAAAUAAUUAAUCAAAAUAAUAUAUAUAAAAUAUUUAAUUAUGAUAAAAAAAUAAAAAAAUACACAUAUAAUUCUAAUUAUUUUGACAGAUAUAUCAACAAAUCGAAUAAUAAACAAAAUGAAAAAAACACAUUGUCAACAAGUCUACAUGAUGGAAAAGAAGAUAUUAUAGGUAAUGAUAUUACAAUAUCUAAUCCGAUAAAUAAUAUAAGCAAUAAUUGUAUAAACACACAACCAUGUAAUUCAUACAAUACAUCCAUGAGUCUUCAAAAUGACAACAUUAAUAAUAAUGAAAAGUUUGUUUUACAAAAUAAACAAUGUUGGAAUGAUUCAAAUUUAUGUGAUGGAAAUUUUAUAAAAAAUAAAUUACAAAUAUAUUUAAAAAAAGAUAAUAUUAAAAAUAAAAAUGUAAUAUUAAUAUAUAGUCUUUUUAUUCUAAUUAAAAUGUAUUUACAAUCUAAAGAAAAUCAUAAAAAUAUAAAAUUUGAAGAAUUUAUGUUAAUGGAUAUAUAUAAAAAGUUAUGUCUAACUAUAGAUUUUGAUAAAAAAUAUAUUUCCUAUGAAUAUGAUCAAGAAAAUGGCAACAUAAGUUUAUUUUAUAACAAAAUAAUAGAUGUACUAUCUAAUUAUAAAUAUAUCAAUGCAUAUAUAAUGGAAUCGAAAAAUUCUUAUUAUUCAAUUUUUGAAGCCAAUAUAAUUGAAUUAUAUUUUAAAAAUCCAACAAAUAUCUUAGAAUCUAUUUAUUUUAAUAUAUUAUACACUUCAGAACAACUUUAUGUUAUUUUUUGUUUAACAACAUUAAAACAAUUACAAUUAAAAUAUUUUACUCGAUAUAUUGUUCAUAUUGAUAAUAAAAAUCGUAUAUUUCCACAAAUCCCUUUGAAAAAAUUUGAAAAUAUUUCAAGAAAUAAUCUAAAUUAUAACAAACAAAAAAAUAAAAAAAAUGCUAAAAUUGAUGAAAUUUAUAUAUUUUUAAAAUAUAUAUACUAUGCUUAUAAACACAAAAUAAUGUUAAAUGAUAAUUAUCAGUUUUGUUAUUUAUUUUUAAUCAUUUUUUAUAAAUAUAUUAAAAUUAAUUUGAUUCAUUUUAUUUCAAUAUUUAACGAUUUUUACAAUAUUUUUCCAAAAAAUGUAACAAUCAAAUCACAACCAUAUUCUUCAAAUACACAUUUAGAUAAAUCAUAUAAUAACAAAACAGAAUCGAAUUUUUACAAUUUUAAAGAAAAUAUAUAUAUUACUUCUUCCCCUUUUGAAUCAAACCAAAUCGAACACACUACUACUUCCACACACUUUAAUAUUAAUUCAAUUUUCAAACAAAAUGAAAAUAAUCAAAAAAAUGUGAUAAUACAUAAUGAACACUUAGAAUAUAUAAUAAACUGCUAUCAUGAUCAAAUUGAAAAGGAAUAUAAAAAUGAUGAAAAUAAAGAAAAGGAUAAUAGGCAUGUGCCAAAUUGUGAACUCGUUGAAAAAUACUUAGACAUAUUUGAAAAACAUCUAAACGCUUUAGAAACAAUAAAAUUUUUAAACAAAGAAAUAAAUAAUGAAGAAAAUAAAUUAAAUAUAAACAUCAAUAUCAUUAUUAAUUCAAAAAAUAAUAUGAAAAAAAGUAUAUUAAACAUAUUUAAAAUAUUUAAAUAUAUAAUAUUAUAUACUAAUUAUAAAGAUGAUAAUUUUACAAAAAAUUGUUUACAAGUAUAUUAUAAUCUAUUUAAUUCUCUGCAUAUUCAUAUUUUUUUUUUUAUUCUAUUUUAUAUCAUAUUAUUUUAUUCAAACGAUUUCAGAUAUUUAUAUUCAUUUAUCAAAUAUUAUGAAGAAAAUUAUCCUAAUUUAAAAAAUGUUUUCAAUUAUUCGAACAUUAUAAGUUAUUUAAUAUUAAGUAAAGCCAAAACUAUAACUAUAUAUGAUAAUUUUUAUGAUUUUUAUAAUUUUUUGAAAAAAGUUACAUCACACACAGAUAUGUUUAAUCAUAUUGAUAAAAUUAAAGAAAUAGUUUUAUGCUUAAAAACUAUGUUAUAUAUACAAAAACUUUUAAAUCAAACUAAUAAACAUAAAGAAAAUUAUACAAACUUUUCUAAAUAUAUAAACAAAACAAAUGCCCAAACAAAAUAUAAUGAAAAUAUAUAUCAUUCGUUUUCAAAGUUAAUUGUAGAUCCAUAUGAAAUAUCAGAUAUUCCAAAAAAUUUUAAUUCUUUAAAUAAUAUUGAAAAUGUCAAAAUUGAUUAUAAAAACAUUAAUAUUAACAAUACUGCGAAAUAUAUUAUUUAUGAUAACUAUAUAAGUAUACAGACAGAAGGAAAUAAAUUUAAAAUAUUUAAAAAUGUUAUUGAAUAUAAUUUAGAUAUAUCUUAUAAUUACAAAAAAGUAAUUAAGUUAAUAAAAUUUUUGCAAAUUAAAAAAUCUGAGCAACUUUUGGAUUCUAUUUUAUUUGUUGUAAGUAUUAUAAUUUCACAAAUAGAAUAUGAAAAUAAUGAAAUUCCAAAAAAAAAAUUUAAAACUGAUUUCAAGACAAAUAAUAUUAAAAAUGAAUCUAUAGUUACCUUUUAUUUGAUUCUAUUUAUGAUAUUUUCUAAAAAUCAUAAAUUAAAAAAAUAUAAAACAUUUAUUCAAAAUGUUAUCAAAUAUUAUACAAUACUUAUUCCAAAUCAUCCUCAAUAUUUAUAUAACUUAUCUCUUUUUUUUUCAUCCUAUUUAUGCUUAGAUUAUACAUUUUUCUUAAAUAAUAUAUACAAAUAUAUUUUGAAAAAAAAUAAAUUUGCAGCUAUUCUUAACCAUACAAAUAUAACAAUAAAUGAUUCAAAUACCACUUUUUGUAAUUUUACAACAAUUCAUGAUUUAUUUCAAGAAACGUCAUUUAAAAAAAAUAAAAACUUUUCAUUUUCCCCUCAAAAUUACAAAAGCCCUGAUACACCUAUUUAUAUCACUUCUAAUUUUUCAGAAAAAAUAAAAAGUGAUCAAUCAAAUUUUGCUGAUAAUGAGAUUGGUGAAAAGGAUGAAAUGCAAAUAAGUGAAAAUGAAAAAACAGAAGAAAUCAACAUUUCUUUUUUUGAAUCUACAUUUUUAGAUAAUAUAAUAAAUGAAGGCGUAUAUAAACAUGAUGAUAUAUCUAGCGAUUUUGAAAAAACGGAAAAAAAAAAAACUCAAUCUGUUUCAAGCUUAUUCUUGCGUAAUGAAAUUGACACUAAAAAAAAAACAAUUUUUAAUUCAGAAUAUAUGAACAAUUCAGAUAUGGAAGAGGAUGACCAAGAUAUAACAAGUACUGAUGAUACAUCACAAGAAAACGAAUCUGACAAAAUUAAAUGCAAACAAGAUAGUGACAAUGAAAACAGUUUGAAUCAUUUAAAAAUUAACUGUUACAAAAAAACAAUAAAUAUGCAUAAUUUUGAAAAAAAUUAUGUAGAUACACAAAAUGACCAAACCAUUAAUAAAUUUAAAACCGAACAAAUUGAUUAUCUAAGCAAAAGUGAAGUAAACUAUUCUGUAGAAAAUAAAACAUAUAAAAAUUUGUUUAUUAAUAAUAUUUUUGUAAAUCACAUAAAAAAAGCUUAUUCAAAAAUAAGCAAAUCUAAUAUUUCAAAAUGGAAAACAAAUUAUAUAAUUCAAACUGUUAAUAAUAUUAAACACAUUUUAAAAAACACAAAAGUGGAAAGUAUGAAUAAAAAUUAUGACGAAACAUUUGCUGAAGAAUUUCAUUUUUAUAUAGAUAAAGACAAAAAACAAAAUUAUAAAAUUAAUCAAAAAAGUUAUUUUUAUAAAUCUUUGUUUCAUAAUAAUUUAGAUGUUGCUUUUCUUUAUUUACUUCAAGCCCAAGAUCAUAUAUUUAUUUACAAUUUUUUUAAACAUAUUUUGCAAAAUAAUAACAUUUUAAUAGUUAAAAAAAUUUCUAUUAUAGAUGCAUUUAUUCGUAGUGUUUAUCGAAUAGGAAAAAGUAACGAAAUAAAUGUAUUUUUGAAAAAGUUGUUAAUUUCAAUUUCCAUUAUUCGAUAUUUAUUAUUCCAUUUGUAUAUAAACAAAAUAAAUAAAAUUGAUAUUAAAAAAUUAUAUUUUGAAGACACUUUUAAAAAAAAUAUUGUUAAAAGUUUAUAUAAAAAUAAAAGUGAACAUAUUCUAGAAGUGAUAAUAAAAAUUGUAGACAUGUUUAAAGUUAAUUUAGAACACAUUAAAUAUAAAUUCUUUAUACAAAAUAAAUAUAUAAUUUGCAAAAUAUAUAAUGAAGUGUCGUCUUUAUUAAAUAACCAAUUGACUUCUUAUUCUCAAAAAAAUAAAAUAAAUCAUAAAGAUACAAAUAAUUCAUAUAUUUACAAAAAUUUUCAUAUUAUAACUAACAAAUUUCAAUAUAUAUUUGAGAUAGAAGUAGAAAAAGAAAUAAUGCAUGAAAUACAAAAACAAACAUCAAAUAAUUUUUUACUUUUAUAUAUUUUAAAAAACUUUCAACGUUUAAGUUACAAUGUUGAUUUUAUUUUUAAAAUAUUAUUUUAUAUAUAUCAAAUAUGUUUAUAUUAUAUAUGCCCAGCAAUAUAUUUUAUUAUAUUGUCUUCUUUUCAUAUUAGCUUUGAUAAAUCUUUAUCUUAUAUACAUCAACAUCUUUCCAAUUUUCCAAAAAAUAAAUUAAUAUCUGUAAUGGUCAACAUUAGAACAGUUUUUUUUUAUUUUAAAAAUAAUCUAAAUCAUAAUAUUGUCUUAAAUAAUAGUUUAACUCAAAUAGAUUCUGAUCAAAAUAAACAAAAUAUAUUCUCCAUUAUAUAUCCUGAAAUGACAUCUAAAAUAGAACCCACAACACAAGACCAGUUCAACAAUAAUAUGAAUCUGUUAUGUCUUUGGAACCUUUUAUCAAAUUUCGACUCUGAAAUAAAUAAAACAGAUUUAAAUUCCCCAUCCCAGUGUUUCACAUUUUCACUUAAGCAAACAAAAUUAAAAAAAAAUAGUAAAAAUAAUUUUGAUAUUUCAAAACUUAAAUGUAUAAAAAACAAAACAAGCCAAAAUUAUUUUAAUUUUUUAUUAAACAAAACUAAUAUUUCACCUUAUUUAUAUGAUUUAAAUUUUUUAUUAGAAUAUUUGAGAAUUUAUUUUUAUCCAUAUAUUUUUCUAAACUUACCAGAUUAUGAUAAAAUAAAAAAUAUUAUUGAUAUAUAUGAAAAAGGGUAUUUGAAAUAUUAUAUAUUCCAAUUAACUUUAGAAGAAAAUGAACUAAACCCUAAACUAUGUAAACAAUAUAAUAUUUAUUCUAUGCUAACUACUAAUGAUAUAUAUAAAUAUUUUUAUUCAAAUAAAAAAUACAUUAAAAUAUUUAUAGAUUUUUUUAUCUAUUAUAAUAUUAUAUUUAAAUUUAACCAAACACAUAACGAAAAAUGUCAACAAUUUUUUGAAAAUAUUUUAUUUCAAGAUUUUGAAUUUGUUCGAAAUCGUAUAAAAUUGAGAUAUUCAAAAUGGAUGUUUUUAAAAAAAUAUAAAUUAAAUAAAUUUUUUAUUUUUUAUAAUUUUUUAUACAAUUAUAAUAUAUAUAACCAAAAUUCUUUUUACAAAUUAAUUGUAGACAAUAUAUUUGAAAUCGAUAUUCUAUUAUUAAUCUUAUUUUGUAUUAAAAAUAAUGUUAAAAUAGUUAAAUAUAUUCUUUUUAAAAUUAUUAUUAUUAUCUUUUUUAAAAAUAUAAAAAUAAAUGAAUUGUCUUUACAAAAUAUUAUUUCAUUUAUUUCUUUGAAUGCAGAAUAUCAUCAACAAAACUGUAAUCACAACUUUGACAAAUUCCCGAAUCUAUUUAGUGUAAUUCUAAGUAAUGAAAAGGGAAAAGAUGCAGAAAAUAAAUACUAUGAAACUAACUUAAUACAAAAUUUCCAUUCCAAAUUAUUCAAUAAAGACAUAUACAUAGAUCAGACAAUGUGUAACAUAAGUGAUACAAAAAAUGAAAAAUGCAAUCUAAAAAAUAACAGUUCCAAUGAAUUAAUUGAUAUCGAUUUUGAUGAAAAUGAUAGAUAUUUUUCUGGAAAUAUGAUAAGUGAUAUUUUGAAUAAAAUGGAACAGAAAUUAAUUACAAAUAUGUCGAAAGUGACAGAAGAAAAUAAUUUAUUUUAUGCAAAUUCGAGCGAAAUAAAACCUCAAUUUAAUCAAGAACAAAUAAACAGUUUUAUGGAAAAAAACAAAAACAGUCAAAUAGAAGACACACGAAUUAACACAAAAAUAGUAACAAACUUUUGUCUAAAAUACAUAAAUAUAAAAUAUAUAAUUAAAAAAUGGAUAAAAAAUGAAUUAAAAAGCAUAUUAUUUAUAUCACUUCAUCAAGAAAGUAAUGUUAAAAAUUUGUUAGAAAAAUCUAAAAAUUUAUAUUUUGCAUUAUCUAAAAUGAAUGGAAAAAAUGUGUUUUAUUAUUUAAAAGAAAUGAUACGUUUAAUUUUGCAAACAAAUCGAAAUAAUUCAACUAAACAAAUAUACCAAGGAAGAAUAUACCAGUUUUAUCAUUUUUUUAUAAUUAUACAAGCUAUAAACUAUCUAAAGAUACAUGUAGAAAUAAAAAACAAUAAUAAAAAUGAAAAGACAUCAUAUAUUAUUAAAAAUGACGAAAAAUCAAAUAAUGAUACUCAAAAAAAAUACGCAAAUCAAAUAGAAAGUGAAAUAAACAAUUUAGACAAUAAUAUUGAUGAUAAAACAAUGAUAAUAAAAAGUUUAUUUUUUAUACUUUUAAUAAAAAUUGUAAAUAUUUAUUUGCCAACUCUUAACAAACUAUUCUUUAUUCGUGAAGAAAAUUAUUUAUAUUAUGAUAAAAAAAAAAAUAUAAUAUUAAAAUAUGAUAUAAAAAAUUUUAUUUUUAUUUUAUUUAAUUUUAUUCAAACAACUUAUUCUAAAGGAUAUGAAUUCAUUUAUAUCAGUUUAUUAUUUUUAAUAGAAUAUUGUAUAAGUUUAAUGACAAAAAAUGAAGAAAUAGAAAAAAAUCCAACAUUUUCAUAUAUCUUUAUUUAUAAAAAGGUCCAAAAUAUUGUAAAUAAAUAUACACAAAAUUAUAUUUUAAAAAAUACACAUCAAUAUGAUGAUACAUUUAAAGAUCCCUUAGAUUUUAUUGAUAAUAAAAUUUAUUUAAAAAUCAAAAAUGAACUAAGCAAAAUAUAUUUAAAAAUUCUAUCAAAUUGUGAAAAAUAUAUGUUACUUAUUUGUAAAAUAAUUAUAGGAAAUAGAAUAAACAUACAUGAUGAAAAUAUUUUAUUAAAAAAUUCAAACAUAGAUUUACUUUAUUUUUUCACUUGUAAUUAUUGUCAUAUAAAAAAAAAUAAACAAAAUAUUUUAUCGCCAAAAGAUAACAUAAAAAAACAAAAAAUAAAAUUUUUUCAAAAUCAAUCCGAAAAUCGAAGCACAAGUCAAAAUACAAAUCAAAUUGACAUUUUUAAUAAAAAUAUUUAUAAGUUUAUUAAAAUCCUUUUAGUUAUAAUUAAUUAUAAUAUUAUCCCUUUUAAAAAUUGGGAAUAUUAUGAUACAAUAAAACAAAUAAUUGCAGAUAAAGAAUGGUAUAAAAUAUUUGAGUUACAAACAAAUAAUAAAAAAUAUAGUUCGAUUUCAUUUCUUUGUUUAAAAAAUUAUAAAUCUAACCAUCCUCAAUUAUAUUUAGAAGAAUUUAAUAGUUUAUCGUCUUAUGAAACUACUUCAAAUAAUUUUGAUAAAACUUUAGAAUUUUUUUUUCAACCAAAAAAUAUUUUAUUUAAUAAUUUGAAAAAUGAUAAUCUUAAAUAUGAUGAUUCUGAUUCGAAUUUCCUUUCCAAUGAGUAUAAAAAAGAAACUUUAUCAAUUACUUCUAAUCUACAAUAUAACAUAAAUAAUGUAGAAUCAAAACCAACACAUAAACAAUCCACAAACCAACUUCCACAACAAAAUAAAGAUGAUGAAAGUGAGUUCGAAUUUAACGAUUCUUUGACAACAGAUGCAAUCUUAAAUAAAUAUGGAAAAGGGUUUUUGUUAUCUUAUUUGAAUACACUAAAUACAAAUGAAAAAUCUCAAAAACAUUUUAAAAAUAUCUAUAAAAAAUCGAAAAUGAUAAAUUUACUAAAAUAUUCUUUACACAUAUUAGAUUAUUGGAGCAUUGAUAUCGCAGAUAGUGAUUCACAAUAUGAUGAAAAAAACAAAAAAGAAAAACGAGAACAAAAGCAAAAAGAAAACCACAAAAAAGGCAACAAAAUUAACAACCAUAUAAAUCAAAGUAACUUAUUUAGAAAAAAUACCGAAUUAAAAGCAGAAGGAAAAGAAGAAAGCUUACAAUUGUUAAUUUUUUUUGCUAAUUAUUUUCAUUUUUUUCAAAAUUAUUUACAAUAUAAAAUACUUUUAAAAAUGCAUAUAAAUAACAAUUUAUCAGAAGUAAAUGAAUUAUUUUUUAACAAAGGUCGAAUGUGGAGUUGGUAUUUUAACGAAACGAAAAUAAAAAAUAUGAUUAAAGAUUGUUUAAUUAAGAAUAUAUAUUAUACCGAUUUAUUUAAUUCUAAAACAAAUGAUGAAUUUUUAAAAUUAAUAAAUAAAAUGAGUUCUAAAUAUACAUAUAUUUCAAAACAAUCUUUUCAAAUAUCAGAAAAAGAAUCACUUUUAAAAGAUAAUAACAAUUUAUUAGAUCAAACUUAUGAUUGUUUUUAUUUGAAAAAUUAUCAUUUUAAUAAAUUUAACAAACACUUUAUCAGAAGUUUACAAAUCCAAUAUUAUUUAUUCGCAAAGUAUACUGGAGCGAAUAUUAACAUGCCCCAAAACAAUCAAAAUUUUAGCAAAAUUAAAAACGAUUUUAACGCAAAACAUAACGAUUUCCCUAUGUUUUUACUUAACAUAUUAGAUAUAUGCAAAAAUACAACUGAUGUUUAUGAUUUUUACUAUCAACUUAUUAUCCAUAAAUUAAAAGACGAUGAUAAACUAAACCUUAAAAAAAUACAAAACUAUUGGAAUAAUUUACAAAUAUAUUUUAAAAAUAAAAUUAACAAUUAUGAUUUAUAUUUGAUGCUUUUUUAUUAUCAAUAUUUUACUUUUCAAUCUAUUCAAAACUCUAAUCCAUCUAUUUCAUAUUUGCCAAAAAAUGAACAAAAAUUUAUCUUAUAUAUGUGGAUCCAUUCUACUCAAGAUUUAGAAAAAAAAUACAGGGAAUCAUAA